This is a messenger RNA of Betta splendens (Siamese fighting fish), 2090 nucleotides long. RefSeq names its product polynucleotide kinase 3'-phosphatase (gene pnkp). Gene Ontology annotation, molecular function: ATP-dependent polydeoxyribonucleotide 5'-hydroxyl-kinase activity; double-stranded DNA binding; polynucleotide 3'-phosphatase activity. Gene Ontology annotation, biological process: DNA repair. Gene Ontology annotation, cellular component: nucleus. Bases 15 to 1814 code for a protein of 599 amino acids. Lineage: Eukaryota; Metazoa; Chordata; Actinopteri; Anabantiformes; Osphronemidae. The record is from RefSeq and is a predicted model, not a curated record. The transcript has 17 exons.
GCAGUUAUUUUGCGAUGUCGUGUGCGCUGGUUGGUGCCUCCGGGGCUCGGGUCCCUCUGGAGGACGGGCGAGCUGUGAUUCUGGGCCGAGGACCAGAGACCGGCGUCGCAGACAAGAAAUGCUCCAGGCACCAGGUGAAGGUUGUGGCUUGUUUUGCAGACCAGGAUGUGGUUGUUACUCAGCUUGGUCCCAACCCUAGCUUCCUUGACGGUGAGAGGCUGAGUCGGGGCCAGUCUGGUAAACUCUGUCAGGGAGGCACACUUUACCUGGUCAAUCAGGACCACCCGUUUAAGCUGCAAUACUCCGUGAGCUUUAAUGGAACAGGCUCAAGCGCUGCACAAAAACGAGUGAAAGCUACAGACAAGACAAAAAGAAGUUGGGACGAGAAAGAACUGCAGUCGAGUCCGACACCUAAACGCAGCAUAAAGGAUUUUUUUUCUACCUCUCCCAUGAAGUCAUCUAAAAGACAACUCAGCCCAGAAACAGUGCACACAGAUACAAAGCGUCAAAGGAGACAGGAGGAGGCCUUCGAUGGAUUGAAAGAAGAGGAGGACGAAGAGGAAAGAAUGGCGGAGGAAAAGCUCAAACAGCUGCAGGAGUUAGCAGAAAAGGCAGAGAGAGAAAGUGAUAACACCCAGCCGUCAUCAUCUGCAUCAAAGGCCUGUUUAAAGAGCAGCUGGGAGCAGGUGGGCAGCCUGAUGGUUUACACUGCUGCUGGUGUCAGAGGGAGUGACAAGAUAGCUGGGUUUGACAUAGACGGCUGCAUUAUCACUACCAAAUCUGGGAAAGUCUUUCCCACUGCACCAGAUGACUGGCGGAUUCUGUACCCUGAAAUUCAGCCCAAGCUGGCUAGCCUGCUCAAAAAAGGAUACAAGGUGGUUUUCUUUACUAACCAACUGGGAAUCGCUAAAGGCAAACUCAGGCCAGAAGUCUUCAAGUCUAAAGUGGAGGACAUCCUGGCCACGCUGAAGCUACCUGUGCAGGUGUUGGUGUCAACUGGUCCUGGUAUCUACAGGAAACCUGUUGUGGGAAUGUGGACUCACCUGUGUGACAAGGCUAAUGAUGGUGUGACUGUUGACAAGAAAAAGAGUUUAUUCGUAGGAGAUGCUGCAGGUAGACCAGAGAACUGGGCUCCAGGGAAGAAGAAAAAGGAUUUCUCCUGCAGUGACCGACUGUUUGCUCUGAACAUCGGGUUGCAGUUCUACACGCCAGAGGAGUACUUUCUGGGCUGGAAGAGCGCCCCCUACAGGCUGCCUGAUUUUGACCCAAGAAAACUUGAUUCAAACGCCAGGCUUUACGACCCACCAUCCGCUUCUCUCACCUCUAACAAGACAGAAGUUAUUGUUGCUGUGGGUUUUCCUGCAUCUGGUAAAUCCACUUUCUUUAACACCCACAUUGUUCCAAAAGGCUAUGUCUACGUCAACAGGGACAAACUGGGUUCAUGGCAGAAAUGUGUGUCGGCGUGUGAGGGCGCUCUGAAGGAAGGCCGCAGUGUCGCUGUGGACAACACCAACCCAGACCCAGAGUCUCGCAAACGAUAUGUGGAUGCAGCUAAAGCUGCAGGAGCGCUAUGUCGCUGCUUUCAAUUCACAGCCAGUCUGGAACAAGCCAAACACAACAACAGAUUUCGUGAAAUGUCGCCAUCAGAUGACAAACAUGUCAAGGUCAAUGACAUGGUUUUCCACAGCUACAAGAAAAACUUUGUGGCUCCUGCACUCUCUGAGGGAUUCUCUGAAAUACUCCAGAUUCACUUCAUCCCAAGCUUCCAAGACAGCCAGUCAGAAACCCUGUUUAGGCAGUUUUCUGAAGGCUGACACUACACAAGACACCAUGAGUCACCAGGCACUGAUGUGUGUAGUUUAUUCAGAUUGCAUUUAGGCACUUCACUGAAAUCCAAAGGCCACUAACUGCAAAGUGAGACCAUUAAUGUUGCUUAGACAUGCAGCACAGAAUCAGGGACGUCCGUUUAACUGUUAGAAUAAACAGAGCAACAUAUCAAUGUAUGUGCGGCUACAUUAACAUAUUGUUUACAUGUAUGUAUGUGUUUGAGUUAGAAAGAACAACACUGAAUAAAAAAUACCUAGAAAGUU